Molecule: messenger RNA, 1257 nt
Organism: Drosophila kikkawai
Lineage: Eukaryota; Metazoa; Arthropoda; Insecta; Diptera; Drosophilidae
Product: serine protease inhibitor 42Dd-like
Molecular function (GO): serine-type endopeptidase inhibitor activity
Source: RefSeq, a predicted model, not a curated record
AUGAAGUACUUUUUGUGUCUUAUUUUUUUGGCCACGUCUGUGGCAGGCCGUUUUGACAAUGAAUACUAUCAACUUUUGGCCAAGGAAAAUGCGGAUAAGAAUUUAAUCACAUCACCGCUUGCCCUCAAGAUCGUCUUGGCCCUGGCUUACGAGGGAGCCAAGGACAACACGGCCGUGGAACUGAAAAAUGUUUUAGAUUUGGCAGAAAGGGAAGAUGUGGCUGGCCAGUACAAAGCGUUUUUCAAGGUUCUGGCAAAGCGUGAGGCAAAUCUGGCCAUUGAUAUUGCCAAUAGCAUUUAUGUAAAUGAAAAAUUCCAUAUAAUUCCCGAGUUUAGCAAGUUGGUCACGGAGUCCUUCAAAUCGCAAGCUGUAGGCAUUAGUUUGGGGAAUGCCGAAAAGAGUGCAGAAAUUGUUAAUAAUUGGGUCAAGGAAAAGACGCGUGACAAGAUCCCGAAUGCCGUUACGGCCAAGAAUAUCGAUGCAAAACUUCAAAUUUUGCUGGUAAAUGCUUUUUCGUUCAAAGGAAAUUGGCUGUUUAAGUUUCAUGCGAUGAAAACAAAAAACGAAAACUUCACACCGGCAUCUGGCAAGGUAGCUCCCGUCAAGAUAAUGUCGCAAUAUGGAUUCUUUAAAGCCGCCGACUGGCCCGAAAUUGAUGCCAAAGUCUUGCAGUUACCCUAUCACAAGUCGAGCCUCUCCAUGUUCAUCUUUCUACCCAACAAACCCAAUGGCCUGGGUGCUUUGGAGAAUAAAAUUGGGGAUUUCAAUUACACAAAUCUGACUAGCAGACGGGUGCACAUAAAGCUGCCAAAGUUCAAGAUUGAUUUUGCAGCAGAACUUUCCGGCAUUCUCAAAAAGUUGGGCAUCGUCGACGCUUUUGGUGCUAAUGCCAAUUUGCAAGAUCUUGUGCAAGAGAAAGGUGCUGCGAUCAGUAAAGUCAUCCAGAAAGGCCUCAUUGAGGUCAAUGAGGAGGGUUCUGGAUUUAUUUCCAUGAUAGGGAUUCGUGAUUCCUUUAUUUCCAUUAAGCCCCUACUUAGUCCUUUGGACUUUCAAGCCGUUCAUCCCUUUGCCUAUGUCAUUCGGGAUGAGAAAUCCAUUUAUUUCCAAGGACACUUUGUCAAGCCGGAGUGAUGGAAAAUAUACUAUACCGUUGCCAUCUUGGGCUGUUGUGCCUGUACUUUGCAGGCAAGGCAUAUCUCACGAUAUUAGGCAAACGUGAUCUAAAAUUUUAAGCGAGAACUCUUGAUAAUAUAACAA